AUGGGCCCGCUGUUCCCCGAACACAUAACCAUCUACGCCAAGAGCCAUCUGGCUGAACAGAUAAACGAAAGAUUGGCCUGGCCGAUCGAUAUCCUCAUCGGGGAAACUACCGUUGUGCAAAGUUGUAAACUCAAAGACCCUUUGACUAACGCAGAGAAAGAGGAAUGCUGUUGGUAUCUGGAGAACUUCGUUGCGGAGGCACCAUAUUCCACAACCCGGGCCCAGAAAGCUGCAAAGGUUCUGAAAUCCUACGCAGAGGCCUUGCAGCAAGAUCUCAACCUGCUUGGCCUUACUCCAGACACAGAUUGCUCUCUCUCAAAUAAACGAAGAACGUUGGUGAUUGAGGUCAAAGAAGAUUCACUAGAUGAGAAAACCUCACAGAAUUCGAUACAUCAACUUCACUGGGAACUUCUUGAGCAACCAAAUCUUUGGACCCAAAAUAUUGUCAAAGUUCAAGUCCGGAGAGGAAUUGCUGAGCCACCUCCCGACGCCGCUGCUAAUAUCAUAACUUCACUUUCACCACGCGAGCAAAGCUUCAACGUGCUACUAGUCAUCGCUCGAGAUACCUCCAGGGGACUCAAGAGGCUUGAGAUUGACCCCAACUGUGCGUCUGCAAUCCUUACAGCAGUCCAAAGGAGCGUUAAUGGGGCACGUGGUUCCAUCAAAAUCAAUCUGGAGGUUGUCAGGCCGGGGACUUUAGACUCCUUAGAGGAACACCUUGCAAGAGCAGAGAAUCAACACCAUCCUGGAUACUUUCACUUGGUUCAUUUCGACCUCCAUGGUGCUGUGAGAAAGAAGCGUAAUUCAGCUGUUCUCUUAUUCAGCAAACGAAACUCUGAUGGCGCGGUUUCGGAUGAGACGACCAGGAUAGAUGCACAUCAUGUCGCGAAAAUCCUCCAAAGAUAUGCAGUUAGGAUGGUGGUUUUGAAUGCCUGCGAGUCUGCGAGGGCAAAUUGUGGAGAUGACUCCAAUGUAGCAAAGAUCUUUGCAAAGCAUGGCAUCAAAAACAUUAUUGCAAUGUCUUUCAGAGUUCUCGAAAGUGCUUCGAAGGUAUUCCUUACUUCCUUUUAUCAGGGUCUCCUGCUAGAUAGAAUGGACUUCCCUACAGCAGCGUCAAACGCGAGGGAUAUGCUUCGGCAGGAAUCAGAUCGAGAAGCAAGAUUCAACCUGAAGAGGACACUUCUUGACUGGUUUAUUCCCGUUUCCUACUGCUAUGGUCCUCUGGAGGAACGCCUCUUUGAGGCCCAGAGUCAUUACAUAGCCCCGAUCAACAGUCCUACCAGUCAAACACUUCCCAUGGAUGAUAGUACUCCCAUACACACCAACUUCGUGGGACGAGACUUCGACAUACUCCGAUUGGAGAAGAGGUUGCUGGGACAGCCAUUCGAAAAUGGGGAAACCAGUGCUAUGAAGGCACUUUACCUGUAUGGAGUCCCUGGCGUUGGGAAAUCGGCAUUUUUGAAGAAUCUAGGGUCACUUUGGAGGAGUACGUCUUUUGUUGCUGCUGUAAUCUACAUUGAUUUCACGGUCACCUCAAUUCGAAGUCGAGAAGCGCUCCUCACCGAGCUACUCGCACAAUUGCCUCAUGGCGAAUCCACAGUCAGUGACGCACCCGCGGAUACAGUUGCUACGAAGGAAAGAAAGGUUUUGCGGCUCUUUCAGCAACUCCGUUUUGCUCUGAUACUUGAUGGAAUACACGGUCUUACCGCGCUCGAGCCUGGAAAUCGAACUGCAAAUAUCGCCACCUCCGAAAUCAACAAAUUUCUAAUGGAGCUCACCAAGUCACAACAGGAAUCCACCAAUGAGCCUUGUGGCUUCUGUGUAAUUGCUGGUCGAUCUAAGGCUAAGCCUCACUGGCUCGAUGUUUGGUCGAGUAUGGCUGUACUCGAACUCAUUCCGUUGGAACAUCCGCUUUCUGGAGAUUUUCUGAGAGCGACUAUGUUACACAAACAUGCAGAUAUCGACAACAACCAGGACGCGAGGGGGAUCGACUAUUUUGAGCUUCUGGUAAAUCUACUUCAAGGAAUACCCGCUGCCCUGUUAUACUUUGGUAACUUGGCAAGAACCUAUUCAUACCCUGUGGUUCAGUUAUACGAAAUGCUUCACGGUGGAUAUUUAAGUAGAGAAUUGCUACUCCACUCGGACUACGACCUGGGGGGCAUCUUCAGAGAGUUGGAACGCAAUAUCAACAACUCACCAAAGAACUUACUGCCAGUACUGAUAACACUCGGCUGGUAUUGGCAUGAAGGGCCGCCUAUACACUUGUUUCGGAAGAUGUUGACCGAAUUCAAGAUCUGUCUGUUCGAGUCAGAUAUUGACCGAGCUCUAGAGUUGGCAUCAAAAUGGGGCUAUAUUGAUCUAGGAUGUGGCGACAAGAUCGAAUGGGUCCACCCACUAUUUACUAUAUAUUGCAGAGUGCUGGCCUGCUCAAAAGAUCAAUCUCUACCAAAUUUGACAACAGGAAGUUGGGCAUCGUUCUCCAAAUCUUUCGCCUGCAGUGUCAUGGGACACGUACAACGCGGGCCUCGAAACCUAGUUUCCUUUGCUACAGAGUCUCCAGGCGGCCUGCACGACGCGGUUCAGUUUCUCACGACUUCCUUGAGUUCCGAGAUUCUAAGACAACUCAACUUCCAGUAUUUUCGCUUUACGCAAACGGUGAUGAGCGGUAUGGACAGUCCAAUCAAUCCACUGUUCCAAAUUCCCUUAGGCCCGCAAAAUGCUGUCGCUAGCCCCAAAGAAAUCCGGAGAUUGAGCGAACGUGGCCUACAAAACAUUCUUUUUGCAUGCAAGAUUUGUAUCGGGGGAGGUCCGACUGCUUUACCUGUACUAUUGUGGCCCCGUUUAAGUUUUGAUUUUUAUGGAAUGAGCUUCCGAAAAGUCGCUACCGACUCCGAAAUCAGGGCAGUUUCUGAGUUGUUCGAACAACUGCUUGAAAAAUCAGUUUGUCACAGCCAGGCUAGUCGAGGUGGGCCGUUCUAUGAACACCGGGAACUAGGUUGUAUCCUCAGUCUUGCCGGUUCUCUCGCUACCAUACACUCCAAGUAUAUCCACUCACCAACCUCGGAAAACCAAAAAGCCCGAAAAUUCGUCAAACUGGGAGAGGAUGCACUCCAUCAAUCAGAGGGAAAAUAUGGCAUUGUAUCAGAUCCCGGAGUCCUCCUACCGAAAAGCAUUCUAUUCAUAGCAAAGGCAGAGCUAUGCCUAGCUGAAGGCAACGAGGAAGAAGCUGAUACUGCUUGGGCAGUUAUGCUCGAAUCUGGCAAGCAAGCGAUGAGAGGAUUCGAGGCAAUCCUUUCAAGCACCAUGAUACCCGAAAUCUCCGCGACUCAAUCUCCAAGAUUCGUGUUCGAUCAAAUGAGAGCUUGGUACAAGUCACUGGAGAAAGUUUGGGACAUAUUUAAGAGCAGGGUUCGUGGUGAGAGGUUUGAGAGGUCACAAAUGAAAGGUAGCAGCUUGACGCUCCACGACAAGGAGAGCAGUUUGGUGGACCUUCUUUUCGACCUGCAGAACCCAGAUGUACAGCUUGGUGCGAUAGAACGUGCUCUUGGACCGGGAGGAAACCCUGUCACCGCCGUUCACUAUCACAAGGAAUUGAUCAUCGAUGCCAUGGUUAGUCUUGAUACCGACGAAGCGAGUAACCAUCUUGACGCCGUUGCAAAUAUCCUUUCACAGGAUCCCUCUUCUGCUACUGUGGUCGAAAAUAUCCGUAUUAUCAAAGAAAGUUACGCUAAGGAAGGAUCUUUACAACAACUCUUGAUGUCAGAGCAGCAACCAGAUUCCAGCUCUGUGAAACAAACAUAUCCAGAGAUGAUGGAUAACGAAUUGAGUAUCUUAAAAAGAACCGGAGCUCCACCACAAGCGAUCAAAUACCUGGAAACGUUGAAGGAAACCUUCAAAGACACCAAUCCUGAUUCUUUUAGAAUUGGACUACAAGACUCAGAAACAAGAGAGUCGGUUCAGAAAUUUAUGCAGAGUUAUCUUCCCCGGCUUGCCAACGAGAGAACCAAAGAGAAGACAUUGGAUAUGUUAGUGGAGACAGCACUCCUUUACCAAGGCGUCGAAAAUGCUGAGAAAGACGGGGAUUACCAUUCUACGAUAGAGGUUAUUGAUCGUGCAGACCGUCUCUCUGGUCCUGAUGGCGUGCCAGAGUUGGUAGCAAUGUGCUUGCCACAAACCGCACGUUAUCGCCUGCUCCUCGCGGGCCUGAAGAAGGUCGCCGCUUCCUUGAAGGACGAUAUACCAGUUGAGAAAGUUGAGCAGAUACGCGCAGAUCUGCCGCAUCUCGUCGCAGAACUCCAGAAAAGUGCACCGCCAGACUCUGAAUUCCUCUCGCCAAACUAUUUCGCGGACCUGUUUCGUUCUAUCGAGCAUACAUAUAGCAUUCGACUUACACUGGAAGCUAAUGCCGCCCGCCAGAGACGGGAUCAUUCGAAAUGCUUUGCUGACCUCGACAAAUUUUUUACACUUCUCGAUUCUGGGUCUUUAAUCUUCUCUACUCCUGAAAUACGAGAGGAGAGCAUUUCUUUCGCACGGAAAACACAGUUUUUGGCACGCAUCGAACAGGCAGUGCGGUCCAAGAACUGGAAAUCUGGGGUGACCUGCUGCCGAGAAUGGGAAGAAGACUACAAAAGUCUGUGGGAGCAGACAAUGGACUCACCUGACGGGCCCCCUGUGAGAGAUAUGCGAGACACUUGUGAAUUAUCUUACUAUGUGAGCCAGCUGAUGGCAUCCUACACGGAAUUAAAUAUCUCAGAUGCAUUUCAGCACCUGGAGAAGUUGGAAACAUUGUAUGUUAGGCAGCGGAAACUGCCAAAGGGAAUUGAGAGGGCGACUCCGGAAAUUACCAAGGAGGUGUUGGAGCAGUUCGAGCAGAGCCUGAGACGCGCAAGUGAGCUGGUGAUUGAACGGGGUUUUGAAGCUGCCAAGGCAAUUGUUUCGCAAAUCGCGGCUGAAGAAAGAGAAAAUCACGGAGACAAUUUCGGCUGA
This is a messenger RNA of Hyaloscypha bicolor E, 4986 nucleotides long. RefSeq lists its product as uncharacterized. Lineage: Eukaryota; Fungi; Ascomycota; Leotiomycetes; Helotiales; Hyaloscyphaceae. Bases 1 to 4986 code for a protein of 1661 amino acids. The record is from RefSeq and is a predicted model, not a curated record. The transcript has a single exon.